This is a messenger RNA of Salvia splendens (bonfire salvia), 1491 nucleotides long. Its product is annotated as putative ABC transporter C family member 15. Gene Ontology annotation, molecular function: ATPase-coupled transmembrane transporter activity; ATP hydrolysis activity; ATP binding. NCBI's taxonomy places the organism in Eukaryota, Viridiplantae, Streptophyta, Magnoliopsida, Lamiales, Lamiaceae. The record is from RefSeq and is a predicted model, not a curated record. The coding region runs from base 167 to 772 and encodes 201 amino acids. The transcript is spliced from 2 exons. Gene Ontology annotation, biological process: transmembrane transport. Gene Ontology annotation, cellular component: membrane.
AGAGCUAGUCAGAAUGGCUCCGAUUCUUCAUCACUGUUCUGAAUCAAUAGCUAGAGCAAGCUCCAGUAAUUCAGAGCUUUAAUAAGGAAAGUCGAUUUUGGAAUACAAAUGUGGAUCAUAUUGACAACUACUCUCGAAUUGCAUUUUGCAACGCUGGUACAAUGGGAUGGCUCUGCCUCUGGAUCAACUUUUUCUUAAACCCAAGCUUGGCUGGACUAGUAGCUACAUAUCGUUUCUAAACGUGCUUCAAGCACGGGAGAUAUGGAACCUCUGUAAUGUGGAAAAUAAAAUGAUAUGUGUGGAGAGGAUCCUUCAGUUUGCUGGCAUACAAAGCGAAGCUCCUUUGGUCAUCGAAGAUCACAGGCCAGGGAUGGAUUGGCCUCGUAGUGGAGAGAUCAACGUUGAGAAUCUCCUUGUGCAAUACAACCUCAUUCUUCCCGAAGUUCUCAAGGGAAUCAGCUGCACCUUCCCGGGUAAAGAGAAAAUUGGUGUUGUGGGAAGAACUGGAAGUGGCAAGUCAGCUCUCAUCCAAGCACACUUCAAAGUGGUCGAACCUUCACAGGGACGUAUUCUGAUAGAUGGAGUUGAGAUUUCAAAGUUAGGCCUACAGGAUCUGAGAUCAAGAUUGAUUAUAAUUCCACAAGAGUUUCAAGGGACGUUGAGGAUGAAUUUUGAUCCUUUGGAAGAGCACACUGACCACGCGAUACGGGAGAUAAGAAGCCACCCAAAUUUCCUUUGCCAACAUUUAAAUGAGAGAAUUCUUGACUUAUAGAUGUUGCAAUGUCCUAUCGUCAUUGUGAAUCAACUUACUCGAUUCAGGAUCCGGCUUGAAGGGGUGGAGUCGAAGAACGACAAAGGUGCAUGAAAUACAGAUUUCAUCAUUCCAACGAAAUUACACUUGGAAGUCACCAUAGCAAGAGUUGACAAGAGAAAUGCCCUUCCCAAAACAAACAAGGAGCUUGCACCAGAGAGUAAAGCAAACAUACCAAUCAACUGCUUUUUCGUCACGAUUUCUUCCUUUUCUGAUGCCCACGCGAUCCAGUAGUUGCUACCCAUCUGCAACAACUAGAAUAAUACAUGGAAUAGCAGGGUGAUUGGAACAAGAGCUCCUUUAUAUGCAGCUGUCACAAAGGCUGCAUGCAUAUGCGCGUCAUUUUACUCUCCCACUCUCAGCUUCUUUGUGCAUACACACCUUUGAAACUCUGUUGCUUCUGGUAUGGUCGAUGGAUUUUACUUCACAAGCUUCUAUGCAGUUAGCAUGGCGAUGCUUCGUUGAGGGGUUUUGACUUGAAAGAGGUCAGUUGAUCUAAAGAUUUGUGGGGGGCUGCCAAUCAAUCUCCAUAAGCCCACAUCUCAAUAUCAUGGUUCAGAGCAUAUGCUUCCACCACAUUUUCGUAGAAAGAUCUAUCCGUAUCCUUAUCAAGCAGUACGUUGUCUCGAACUGUGCCAGUUUGUAUCCACGCACUUUGAAACACGAAAGCCUGUGUAAGA